UUCUGGGACAGCCUGUAUAAACGCAUCUAUCAUCAUUUUGUAGCAUUUGUUUUCAGGAAUCCGCAGUGUUAACAUAUUAAUGUAAUAGUUAUGUUGCGAUAUAUCAUUUAAUAUUUACUCGAUACUUUACAUUUAAUAUUUAUUUGAUACAGAGCGGCCAAACAAAGCUUCCCGUCAGAAAUUUGCGUAACAUAUACCUUUAACAGAAUAAUGAAUCCGCAGUGUUAACAUAUUAAUGUAAUAGUUAUGUUGCGAUAUAUAUUGGUAGUGUUUUUGUACGCAGCAACGUGCUGUAAUGCAAUAUUCGUGGCUCCUGCAGAUGGGACCGAUACAACGAUCAACUUACCAGGCAAGCCAUUAAAUGGCGUGAACGGCAAUCUGCCAUCACCGCAAAAAAUUAUUUACGUCUACGGACUGCAAUGGAAUAUGCAAAAUGCCGUCAAUCUCAUAGAAAAAGGAAGAAACGAUUAUCUCGUAACACCUGGUAUGAGUGCUCAUAAGCUUCACGUCCGCAAAGUGACCUGGAACAAGGCUCGUAGAGUUUGUCUCCAAGAGGGAGGUCACUUGGCUGUCAUCAAUUCCAAUUCGGAGGAGAAGAUACUGUUGCGUAUCUUAGAGGAGAACAAGGUGAACCAGGCAUGGCUUGGCGUGCACGAUCUCUAUGAAGAAGGCGAUUGGAACACAAUCAUGGACGAGCCCAUGGAAGCUUCGGGCUAUUCAAAAUGGACUUCGAAAAUUGCAAACCUGCCUGACAAUUACAAUGGGAAGCAACACUGUGGAAUUCUUACGAAGGACGGUGGGAUGGACGAUAUCGAGUGCACCUCGACGCAAGCCUUCUUCUGCGAAAUUAGCUUUUGAAUCAGCAAAUCCCCAUGAAUCAUGACGGCGAGAUUGUAGAUCGGAUAUCAGAGCGGUUUAUCGGAGAUUCUAAUUAAGCGGUGAUUCCAGGGUGUGUUAUUGAGAUCGAGCAAACAACGUUAGUAACAACUCGAGUAUGUUAAUUGCGCUUUCGUGACUAAUGGGGCAGUGGAUCAAUGUUGCGAUAAAAAAAUUAGGUCAUAAGAUUUGUAUAAUGUUAUUAACGAUUAUUGUAUUAACGAUCAUACGCGCUUCGGUGAGGAUGCACUCAAUAACGCGAUAUAAAAUAUACGGAUACUAUAAAUAUACUAGGUAUAAACAUACUAGAAAAGAGAGCAUACUAAAGAAUACCAUAUUAUUAUUACGCAUUAAGUAUCCAAUAUAAAAAUGCGGACGAUUGCAAGAUGUAAGAAUGUCAAUCUUGCAGAUUUGUUAAACGCGGCUAAUCGUUUUAUACAAGAUAUGCCACUUUUUCUAUUCAU
Molecule: messenger RNA, 1340 nt
Organism: Ooceraea biroi (clonal raider ant)
Lineage: Eukaryota; Metazoa; Arthropoda; Insecta; Hymenoptera; Formicidae
Product: hemolymph lipopolysaccharide-binding protein
Source: RefSeq, a predicted model, not a curated record